CGCCCAUCGGUCCCAGCCCGAUAAACUUUGAGCGGUCCCGGAGGGGACGAAUGUCUUUCUUUGUCUGGAGGGGUCUCCCGGUGGUCGCGGAGCUGGGCCCUGCGCGCCGGGAGACGGACGUGAGGUCUCUGAAAGAAGAUGAAUUUGGCAGAGAUUUGUGACAAUGCAAAGAAAGGAAGAGAGUAUGCACUUCUUGGAAAUUAUGACUCGUCCAUGGUGUAUUACCAGGGAGUGAUCCAGCAGAUUCAGAGACAUUGCCAGUCAAUCAGAGACCCAGCUAUCAAAGGCAAAUGGCACCAGGUCCGGCAGGAAUUACUGGAAGAAUAUGAACAAGUAAAAAGUAUUGUCAGCACUUUAGAAAGUUUUAAAGUCGACAAGCCCCCAGAUUUCCCAGUGUCCUGUCAAGACGAACCAUUUAGAGAUCCUGCAGUUUGGCCACCUCCUGUCCCUGCAGAACACAAAGCUCCACCUCAAAUUAGGCGACCCAAUCGAGAAGUAAGACCUCUGAGGAAGGAAAUGGCAGGAGUAGGAGCCCGGGGACCUGUAGGCCGAGCACAUCCUAUAUCAAAGAGUGAAAAGCCUUCUACAAGUAGGGACAAGGAUUAUAGAGCAAGAGGGAGAGAUGACAAGGCAAGACUAUUUCUUUGGAAGGAAAAUAUGCAAGAUGGUGCAAGUGAUGGUGAAAUUCCAAAAUUUGAUGGUGCUGGAUAUGAUAAGGAUCUGGUGGAAGCCCUUGAGAGAGACAUUGUGUCCAGGAAUCCUAGCAUUCACUGGGAUGAUAUAGCAGAUCUGGAGGAAGCUAAGAAGUUGCUAAGGGAAGCUGUUGUUCUUCCAAUGUGGAUGCCUGACUUUUUCAAAGGGAUUAGAAGGCCAUGGAAGGGUGUGCUGAUGGUAGGACCCCCGGGCACUGGUAAGACUAUGCUAGCUAAAGCUGUUGCCACUGAGUGUGGCACAACAUUCUUCAAUGUCUCUUCCUCCACCCUGACAUCUAAAUACAGAGGGGAAUCUGAGAAGUUAGUCCGCUUGUUGUUUGAAAUGGCUAGGUUUUAUGCCCCUACCACCAUCUUCAUCGAUGAAAUAGACUCAAUCUGUAGUCGAAGAGGAACAUCUGAUGAACAUGAAGCAAGUCGCAGAGUCAAGUCCGAGCUCCUCAUUCAGAUGGAUGGGGUUGGAGGAGCAUUAGAAAAUGAUGAUCCUUCCAAAAUGGUGGUAUUGGCUGCUACUAAUUUCCCAUGGGACAUUGAUGCUUUGAGAAGGAGAUUAGAAAAAAGGAUAUACAUCCCUCUCCCAACAGCAAAAGGAAGAGCUGAGCUUCUGAAGAUCAACCUUCGUGAGGUUGAAUUGGAUCCUGAUAUUCAGCUGGAAGACAUAGCAGAGAAGAUUGAGGGCUAUUCUGGGGCGGACAUAACUAAUGUUUGCAGGGAUGCUUCCUUAAUGGCAAUGAGACGGCGUAUCAAUGGCUUAAGUCCAGAAGAGAUCCGUGCCCUUUCUAAGGAGGAACUUCAGAUGCCUGUUACCAAAGGAGAUUUUGAGUUGGCUCUUAAGAAAAUUGCUAAGUCUGUCUCUGCUGCAGACUUAGAGAAGUAUGAAAAAUGGAUGGUCGAAUUUGGAUCUGCUUGACUUUUUGUCAGUUCUUUCAUUUGUGGUAUUUUUGUUUAUAAAAUGUGAAGAAAUUCCUGCAAUUUUUUUAAAAACAAGUUUGGAAUUUUUCAUUGAAGAGAUUUUCACUUAG
Molecule: messenger RNA, 1732 nt
Organism: Castor canadensis (American beaver)
Lineage: Eukaryota; Metazoa; Chordata; Mammalia; Rodentia; Castoridae
Source: RefSeq, a predicted model, not a curated record